UUCAUUAUUGAAGUAGAGCGGGCAAAGACAUACACAUGCACGAGACUCUUGACAAAGAAAAAAAACAUGUACGAGACUCCUGAUAAAGAAAAAGACAUGUACAAGAUUCCAUUAUUGAAACAGAGCAGACUAAGAAAAAGACAUGUACGAGGCUCCAUUAUUGAAGUUACACACAAGUUGCGGUAGCCAUAGAAGGAUUAGCAUAACUCCACACCGCUCCUUAGUAGUGAAGAAAUUUGAAAUUUGAUUUCAAGUCCACUCUUUUAGCAGUACCAUAGAAAGCUGAUUCAUUCUGUGCAUAGAUAUCGAUAACAACCUAUACUAUAGAGUGCUGCUUUGUGUACAAUAGAAGUUUUGAUAAUAAAAUUUACAUUUUACCGAUAAAUUUGAAAGAAAAAUAAACAUUAUGGACUAAAGUAAUUAUUAACUAACAAUGAAUAGGCCAUAUAAUAAAUUUAGGCUUGUUUGACAAUAUUAAACAUUCAUUUUCCAUACAGUAUCUUAUUUUAAAAUAUAAUUUAUAAUUCUUAAUUAAUUUUCUAUAAAUUUUACUAAUUCUAAUUUUUUUAUAUAGUUUUUGAAUAGUAAAAGAUAAAAAAAUCCUACAACUACAAUCACAAGCAGCAUUGAGAAACAAAAUCUUGGCUGUUCUUCCUGUUUUAGGGGAUGUAGGAGUGAACAUUAGGUAUGAGUACGUCUGUUACUUGCAAAGCACUUUACUCAUUUUGGUAAAUACCAUAUUCGAAGUGUAAAUAAAAUAAGUAAAUAAUAUAUCUAUAAACAUUAAGUCAAAUA
Messenger RNA from Rubroshorea leprosula, 795 nucleotides. NCBI's taxonomy places the organism in Eukaryota, Viridiplantae, Streptophyta, Magnoliopsida, Malvales, Dipterocarpaceae. The record is from the annotation of a GenBank genome assembly.